AUUCAAUUUAAGUUUUUUCUUUAUCAACUUAAUUUAAGUUGAAAAAUAAAAGAAGAUAUAUUUGAUACGCGUCUCUACUUGGCCCUUAUUCCAUUUCCAUUAUCAACCUCACAAACACAACACAAUCUCACAAACACAACACAACAACACCUCUCUCCUUCAUUUUCCACCUUUUCCCUUCAUAACCAAAAAUUAGAAGAAGAAAAAAAAAACAAAUAACCUUUCAUUUCAUUAUCUUCUUCUCAAUUCUAAAAAAAAAAACCCUUAAUAAUCACAAGUUUGAUAAAAAAAAAAAUUAAUAUUAUUAUUAUGGCUCAAAGAACAGAAAACGAAGAAACCGAAUUCAAAGUUCCAGAAACAAUAACCGUUUGCAUCAACAACUGUGGCGUAACCGUAACCGGUAACGCUGCAACAAACAACAUGUGUCAAAAUUGCUUCACCGCUUCAACCGCCACAACCUCAUCCACCGUCGGAAUCUCAUCUCAAUCUUCCAGAUCCGGUGUUAUUUCCGUUAAUUCCGUUCGUUCACCGAAGAGAUCUCUUCCGGAAGAAUCAUCGGAGAUUACCGAUCGUAAUUCGUCAGAUCAAACGACGAUUUCCGAGGCGAAGCGUGUUGUUAGCAGAUGCUCCGGUUGCCGGAGAAAGGUAGGGUUGACCGGAUUCCGAUGUAGAUGCGGUGAUCUUUUCUGUUCUGAACAUCGAUAUUCCGAUCGUCAUGAUUGUAGCUUUGAUUAUAAAGCUGCUGGUAGAGAAGCUAUUGCUAGAGAAAAUCCUGUUAUCAGAGCCGCGAAAAUUGUUAAGGUUUGAAAUCUGAAUCUGAUGAAAUGAAUUCGAAGAUUGAAGAACAAGAAGAAACGAUUCGAAACGUGAAAAUCUGAAAACGAAUCUAUUUGACCCGUUUUCUGAGUCGGGUUUGGGUCACACGUGUUUAAUUCGUUUUAUUUUAUUUACUUUCCAGAUUUUAUUAUAUUUAUAUAAAUAGGGAAAAAAAUCUUUAGGUUAAGAUAGAUUUUAAGAGAGGUUGUUUGUUUGUGUUUUAACGUUUUAGUGAGAGAGGAUUGUUACCAAAGAAAAAUGAAGAAUCUGAAUUCGUAUGUGUUUGAUCAUGCUUUGAUCAUUUCAUUGUUUUCUUUUACUACUAAUUGUUGUUUUUCGUUU
Messenger RNA from Cicer arietinum (chickpea), 1158 nucleotides. RefSeq names its product zinc finger A20 and AN1 domain-containing stress-associated protein 5-like. NCBI's taxonomy places the organism in Eukaryota, Viridiplantae, Streptophyta, Magnoliopsida, Fabales, Fabaceae. The record is from RefSeq and is a predicted model, not a curated record. Gene Ontology annotation, molecular function: zinc ion binding; ubiquitin-protein transferase activity. Gene Ontology annotation, biological process: protein ubiquitination.